Chaetura pelagica (chimney swift) is the source of this 2157-nucleotide messenger RNA. It is a transcript of the gene CRACR2B, whose product is annotated as calcium release activated channel regulator 2B. NCBI's taxonomy places the organism in Eukaryota, Metazoa, Chordata, Aves, Apodiformes, Apodidae. The record is from RefSeq and is a predicted model, not a curated record. Gene Ontology annotation, molecular function: GTP binding; GTPase activity; calcium ion binding.
GUUUGCCCCUGCCCUGAGGCAAAAAGCUUUGAGAGGAUGGAGAAAGAGAGGGAAGCACUCUUGGGAUACAUCCGCUGGGAAGGAGAAGAGGAAAGGGGUGAGGAAGAUGGGGUAGCUCCCAGUGCUUCUCAUUCCAGCCAAAUGAGUGAAUUGGAAGAUAUGCAGGUGGAGAUGCUUGAGAAGGCAAGGGAGCUCUUCCAGCUGUGUGACAAGGAUGAGAAGGGUUUUAUCACCAAGGUGGACAUGCAGCGGCUCCAGACUGAACUCCCCCUGACCCGGGAACAGCUGGAGACGGUUUUUGACAGCUUGGAACAAAACAAUAAUGGAUACCUGACGCCUGUGGAGUUCAGCAUGGGACUAGGAAAGUUAAUAGGGAUUGAAUUGUGUCAAGGGGCUGGGAGAACGGAUCACUCCAGACACGAGGAGACCUUUGAAUCCGGCUGGUCAGAUGACUUGGACCCAGUGGAUGAUGAAGAGAAACGAUUCUGUUCCAUGAUGGAGCAGCUCGGAACAGCCCAUAUGUUUGAAGACCCACACGAGAUUAGGGAGCUCUGGGCUCAGCUACGAAAGGAACGUCCGGAGUUCAUACCCAGUUUUGAAGAGUUACUGUUGCGUGUUUCAGCAUACAUAAGGGAGGUGAAUAACGAGAAGGAGUCUGUGGAACAGGCAUUGAAGCGGAAGGAGACAGACCAUGACCGAGAAGUCAGGUGCCUUUAUGAAGAAAUGGAGCAACAGAUCAAAGCAGAAAGGGAGAGGUUGAUCUGCCAGGAAGCAGUGAGACAUGACAGGAGUAACCUACUCCAGAAGGAGCUGCACAACAAAGAGCAGGAGCUGGAGAAAAUCCUCUACUGCCAGAAGAAGCUGGAACAUCAGCUACAGUCUCUGAGCUCGGAACAGCUGGAGACUCGCAUGCAGAACGAAAGGCUCCGGUACCUGAAUGAAAACCUGCUGGAAGAGCUGGAGAAAAGCAAAUGGGAGCUGGAGGCAGUGAAGGGGCAAUUACAGAAGCUCCAGAAAGAGGCUCAGCUCGAACAAGAGCAGAAGGACAGGGAUGUGUUUAGAGUCUCCAAGAACAUGCAGAAAGAGAAACAAAGCCUCCUUCGGCAGCUGGAGCUCCUCAGGGAGAUGAACAAGAAACUUCGAGAUAAGCGAGAUGCUUUUGAAGCCAAGAAGCUGGCAUCUCAGAGCAAACAGCCCUUACUGAAGAAAAGGUCAGUGCUAGAGAGUUAGCUGCUGGACAACAAGCUUGGUCAAAUGGUUAGACAAUUGGCCUCUGUGGACCUUCCCUUCACCUUCCCAGUGGAUGUGGCAGUGGAAGAAGCCAGCAGAAAGAAGUGUAAAUACUACCCAGGCAAUGAGACAUGUCUAAAGACAGGAGAAGGAAGCAGCACAACCUUCAGAGAGAUAAGUAGACAGAAGGACAGAUGGUCGUUGGUAGAACAUGCUGAAUGGUUGAAGAUGACUUUGAUGGGUGACACUUGACUGUAGAAAAAUACAAAUGGAUUAAAUGAUGCUCCACUGCCUCCUAGAGGGCAGCCUGUUGGCAUCAAAACCAGGCUUCCAUUGUUGGAACCAACCAGCUGUUCCCCUAACGGCAUCUUUAAAGUGCUGUUUGUAGGGAACUCUGGCAUUGGAUAGACUUCCUUCAUCCACCACUUCUGCUAUGACAAGUUCUUGGCUGAGCUCAAUGCAACCAUUGGUAUUGAUUACCAGGUGAGUCUGAUGGUGGAUAACACCCAGGUUGCCUUACAGCUGUGGGAUACAACUGGACAAGAAAGGACCAGAGGGGUCACACACCGUGUAUUUGGAAAGGCGGAUGGGAUUCUGAUGAUGUACAACACAGCCAAGUGCUCUUUCAUGGCAGUGCAGAACUGGAUGAGCAGUGUCCAGGAAGGCAUUGAGGAUGGAACUGUGGUCUUUCUGCUUGGAAAUAAAAUUAAUGUUGCACAGAGAGAGAACAGGAAUGUGUCCAGGGUGGAGGGGGGAAGGCUGGCAAAAGUGUGAUUCUGCGUCUUCUAUGAGUGCGGCGUGCUGACCGGCUGUAACAUUGUGGAGUCCAUGCUGCAUAUGGCCAGGUUGCUGAUGGCACAAGAAGACAGGCAGAGGGACAGUGUCCUGCAGAUGGAAAAUGUGAGGAGGAAAGGGUGCUGCACAUAA